Molecule: messenger RNA, 1195 nt
Organism: Nicotiana tabacum (common tobacco)
Lineage: Eukaryota; Viridiplantae; Streptophyta; Magnoliopsida; Solanales; Solanaceae
Source: RefSeq, a predicted model, not a curated record
GUCAAGUCCUACUCCAAGGCCCGGUCGUGGGUGCUGGGUAUCCUCCUUCAACAGCUCCUUCACGCCCAAGCCGAUUAUUCUGUUAGGUUAAUUGAUCAUUUUCAGUAUGCUAUGUUUUGUCUACUUGUGUUGAUGUGUUUCGGGGAUAAGCUCGACGAGGCUCAAAUCAAACAAAUUGAAGGUGUUCAGCGCAGGUUGCUCCUGGGUUUCCGACGAUUCAAUAUACUCAAUUUCUUACCCAGAGUUGGGAAAAUAAUCUUUAGGAAUCGCUGGAAGGAACUAAUUGAACUACGUCAAGAGCAAGAGAAGAUCUUCAUUCCUUUGAUUGAAGCUCGAAGUAUUAGGGCCAAAGAACAAAAGCCUGAGGAAGAAGUGGUGGCUUAUGUGGAUACGCUGUUGAAUUUGGAAUUGCCAGGGGAAAACAGGAGCCUCAAUUAUGGGGAAAUGGUUAGCCUCUGCAGUGAAUUCCUAAACGCCGGAACUGAUACGACGUCCACCGCCUUACAGUGGGUUAUGGCCAACUUGGUCAAAAACCCUUCCAUUCAGGGAAAACUAUAUCAAGAAAUUGCUAGUGUAGUGGGAGAGAAACAGAGCAAGUUGACAGAAGAGGUGGUAAAGGAGGACGAUCUGCAUAAAAUGCCAUACUUGAGAGCAGUGAUCUUAGAGGGUCUUAGGCGACACCCGCCUGGUCACUUUGUGCUGCCACAUACGGUGACAGAGGAAGUAGAACUGAAUGGCUAUGUUGUCCCGAAGAAUGCCACCAUCAAUUUCAUGGUUGCAGACAUGGGUUUGGACCCAAAGGUGUGGGAGGAUCCCUUGGAAUUCAAGCCAGAGAGGUUCUUAAUGGAGGGAUCAGAUAAGGAAGGGUUCGAUAUAACAGGAAGUAGAGAGAUCAAGAUGAUGCCAUUUGGCGCUGGUAGGAGAAUUUGCCCAGGCUAUGCUUUGGCUAUGCUUCAUCUAGAGUACUUUGUGGCUAAUUUGGUUUGGCAUUUUCGAUGGGAGGCUGUGGAGGGAGAUGAUGUUGAUCUUUCAGAAAAGCUAGAAUUCACCGUUGUGAUGAAGAAUCCACUUCGAGCUCGUAUCUGCCUCAGAGUUAACUCUAUUUGAAUUUGGUAAUUACUAGUUCUUUCUAUUUGCAUUGUUCCCUGUUGAUGGACUUCCCCCAUAUAGUACUGGAAGUUAGAGGGAGAAUGAU